Messenger RNA from Vicia villosa (hairy vetch), 1029 nucleotides. RefSeq lists its product as uncharacterized. The coding region runs from base 1 to 1029 and encodes 342 amino acids. NCBI's taxonomy places the organism in Eukaryota, Viridiplantae, Streptophyta, Magnoliopsida, Fabales, Fabaceae. The transcript is spliced from 7 exons. The record is from RefSeq and is a predicted model, not a curated record.
AUGUCAAGGGCUCCAAUACUCAUCAAGGAUCUGGCCCAGGGAAACCAAAUCUGGAAGAUGUUGAUAAGGGUUGUUGAUUUGUGGAUUGUUAUGGAAAAAACAGGACAACAACACCUUGAGCUUAUUAUUCAAGAUGCAAAGGGUGAUCGAAUUCAUGUCUCGACUAGGAGCCGAGACUUCAAAGAUUGGAUUGAACAAGUCAGAGAGCAUGAAACCUAUUCCCUUUAUAAUGGAGAGCCUGUUCUGAAUGAUGGACCAUACAAAGUAUGUGCUAACCCACUCAAACUUGUAUUCAAUGGAGGGACUACCAUGAAAAAUGUGGCAGUUCCAGAAAUACCGACUCACAAGUACAACUUUCACCCUAUUGAAAAGUUUCUCAAUGGAAGCUACAAACCUGACAUGUUAUAUGUACCUUUUGCAAAUGUCAUUGGCGUUUUACAGGAUGUGCUUAAGACGCAAAUGGGUGGUGGUGGUAGGAAGUCUUGCGUCAAUAUCACUUUACAUGAUAUUGAAGGAAAUGUGAUUGAGGUUGCGUUAUGGGGUGAUUACUGCAAACAGUUUAUGAACUAUAAUACCAAUGUCAAGAUGGUUGGUCCUACUAUUAUUGUUUUGACACAUGCAUGGUGCAAAAUAAACACAGUUUCUGGAACACCAAGUCUCUCAAAUGCAUGGAACGACUCUAGACUUCUCUUGAACUUGGACCAUCCCCAGGUUGAUGAAUUCAAAGCAACCUUUGGAGCAAAUGAAUUGUCCAAUGUACCUGCGCUUUUGUUGUCAUUAACUUGUGAAUCAUCCCUUCAAUCUGCUAACAAAAAUUGGACCAGCCUCAAUGAAGUCAAAAGUAUCUGUGCAAUCUAUGAAGGAAGAAAGGAUUGUUUCGCAACCACCAUUGGCACAACCAAAAGUUUCAAAGCUUCCAAGUUUGGCUGGUGUGGCAAAGUAAAGCUAGCGCAGGCCCAUGGGAAGAAGGCCCAACAGAGUUUUGUUGUCACAGUUUUCUGGAUUUUAGUCACAAAAGACAUGGCGUGA